Molecule: messenger RNA, 2777 nt
Organism: Daktulosphaira vitifoliae (grape phylloxera)
Lineage: Eukaryota; Metazoa; Arthropoda; Insecta; Hemiptera; Phylloxeridae
Exons: 9
Coding region: 233-1480 (415 amino acids)
Source: RefSeq, a predicted model, not a curated record
GGUGGUCAUUGCAAGAAGAGAUUCACUAUACGAUUUAAAAUCUAAGCGCACUAAUAACAAGGUAACAACGCGAGUUAAGUCAUCGUCUUCGUCGGUCCUUUUACUAGAAAUGUGCCAGUGCGCGCCCGUGUAGACGUAUUCUAUCUAAUAUUGUACCGAAACAAAUCCGUACACGCUAAUAAAAAACCGCACAAGCGACGUCGGUUGAACGAAAACAAAAACAAUAUUCAAAAUGAAGACAUUUAAGUAUAUAUGUUUGGUCCUAUUCGUCUCAUGGUACCAACUGGCCGAUUGCCAUCCGGCGAGCACCGACCUCCAAUCGAUGGACGCGAUGAUAGAAAAAGAGUCGGAUAUCUUCCUAGCUGCGGAAGCAGAUGAUUCUAGUCACAAGAGUGUCAGGGACAAGAGGACUAUCGGAUUUCUCAGGCAGCUCUUUCCUCAGUUGUCUCAGAUAGUCGACAGAAAAAUCCAACAGAUCACACGAUUCCUAUUCAGAGUGAUCGGUCGGCUGGUGCUCCGUGGUGGUGCCCCCGGUGGCGACGGCACAGGAACCGGCACUACCGGUGCGAACAAUGGCGGUGACUCUUCGAAUAAUGGAGGCCGAAGGAUAUCCAUUACAUUGCCCACGUACCCUCCUUUACCAGAUGAAGAAGAAGAACAGUCAACGGAAAUAGACAGCACCACUAUUCAGAGUUCACCAUCAUCCUCUGCCGCUCCAUCGGCAGCAGGAGCCGAAUCAACCACCGGCGCACCGGUCACUACUGCCGAAGCCACUUUAUCGCCUAUCACCAGCACAUUAUCACCAGUUACCAGUACGCAAUUAACGCCGUCCGACAUGGACAACCAGUUGUCGACAGACUCGGCCGUUAAGAAGAAGAGAAUUGCAAGAGAAGUGUCCUCAACCGACGCAGUCCCUAGUUUGGUCAAUCAAAAAUCAGUCACAUUAACCGAAACUGUAAAUGAAUCAUCUUCUAUAAACGAAAGCAGUUUGAUAAAUGGCGAUUCCGAAGAAACUGAUCAGGAAGAUUCAAGAAACAAACGGUUUUCUUUCAACUUAGGAGGAGGUGGUGGAGGAGGAUCUGGAAACUUCUUGUUCGACCUGAUUAGAAGGGGAGCGGACAGAGCAGCUAGGGCUGCCGGUAGUUUCUACAGAGUGGUCGCAGGCACCGACCCAAACACAUUAACACUCAAACAGCCACUUCAAUAUCCAUCGUCGUUAGUAGCCGGUAGCGGUGCUCCCCAGGAUAGAGACGAAUCAUCCAAUAGUGCUGGUUUGGAAGUAGAUGCACACACAGUACAAACUGAUGCAACAGUGAAAGAAGAUGGAUAUAACGUUGGGGUACCUGGACCUUUAACCAGAAUAUUCGUACUGACCAACAGGGGUAUUGCAAAUAUACUUAAAGAUUUGAUUCUGCGACUGGCCCAGACUACAGAGCGAAUAGUAAACUUCAAGGCAAGAUUAAUUACAUCUUUGAUAUGAGAAUGCACUUCAAACUUGAAUAUAGAAAUGUAGUUACGAGUGACCCUUAUUAUAGUCAUGGCAAUUAAAUUAAAAAUAUGUAUUCGCGUUUAAUAAGUGGUAGUUGACCAAAUUUGAUACAUUUACACAAUAUUUAACCAAUUGCGUAAGCUUUAUCAUAUUUAGUAAUGUAUAUUAUAUCAAACUUUCUGACAAAAUCAAAAUUAUGUAGCCAAUCUAUUCUUAGAAAAAAUCAUUUAUGUACAAAUUUUUCUAUGUAUGUCAUUAUAGUUUAUCAAUACUUUUUUCUAUACUUUAUAUUUUGAUAAAACUUAUAUUGUUGGUAGUAAUGCAAAUAUUUUGUAGAUAAGUAGGUUUAUUAUUUUUUUUUUUUUUAAUUGUGCCAGAAAACCAUCUAUUUAACUAGACAUUUUUUUUUAUAUAUAUUUCAUUAAAUAUUUGAUUGGUUUUUAGUUAAAAAGUAUUAUAUUCGCUAGUAUAAAAUAAUGUUUCAUAAUCUAUGAAAUUAUUUCUGUACUUUUAGGUACAAUUUUGUUGUAAAAAAUUGUAACAUUUUAAUUUAUUAGAUAUAUUGCAAAAAUAUAGAAUAAAACUAGGUGAAUGAUGAUCAUCAUAAUAUAUCUAAUUUUACUUCUUCUUCGGGUAUUAUGCUGUCUUGGUAUAAUUUGUUCUUUCUAUAAAAGGUACUUGUGAUUUUCAUUUUAUGUAUUGCUCAAAUGUAUGUAUAUAUAUAUAAUUAUAAAAGUAUCAAAUAUAUUGAAGUACACCCUAAUUAUUUAUUAGCCUAGACAGUUUUAAUGAAAUUUUUAAGUAUUUUUUUGUAUUUUGCACAUACUUAUUGAUUAUUCUUUUUAAUAGUAAAAUAUUUAAUUAAAACUAAUGCUGGUCUAACUAUAUGUUUAUUAAAACUAUUAAAAGUGAUUUUUAAAUAUUAAUAAAUAAAAUAGACUUUAAAAAAUAUAAAUAUUUAAAAUUUAAAUUAUUCAAAUUGAAAUGUUAUCAAAUAAUUUAUAUUAUUGUUUAAAUAAUAUAUUUAUCUAUUUAUUAUUUUGGCGAGAAUAUAUAAAACUGUGCCAUAAAAUAUGAUGAUUUGAACAGUACACACCUUUUUAAACCAUAUUACAUUUUUUAUCUUUAAAUAUGUUGUACUAUUUUUAUAAUUAAGAAUGACAUUAGAUAUAUUACUUUUAAAAGUUUAUCACAUUUAAAAAUUGUACAUUAUAAAACAAUGAAAAUUUUGUUGAAUAAAUUAAAUAUAACAUAUACUGAAAAAUCCCAACAGAUAUUAUUAUUGUAU